CUCCCAUCUCCGUCUCCUCUGCUCCCUCUCUCCAACGACCAUACCAGCUCACUCCUCACUAAUCAAGAUGCACCUCCCCCCAGCGCACGCCGAACACUCCAUCCCCAUCCUCCACUCUUUCAUCCGCCAGCACCCCCUCGGCAUCUUUACCACCGCCCUCCCCAACCCCUCUUUUUCCACUCUCCAAACCUCACACGUACCCUUCAUCCUUGACGUGGAUGAGGAAGAUCCAGACGAUAGAGGGAGAUUGAGAGCCCAUAUGGCUAGGGCCAACCCGCAGGCGAAAGCUAUCGUCGAUGCCUUGGCUUCCAAAACUUCGGGCCCUGGAGGGGACGAGGAUGGUGGUGUACUAGAAGAAGACGUCCUCAUCGUCUUCUCCGCCCCUGUCCAUUCAUACGUCACUCCCAAAUUCUACACCUCCACCAAACCUAGCACCGGCAAAGUCGUGCCCACAUGGGACUAUGCCGCCGUCCAAGCUUACGGCAAGGCCCGAAUCUACCACGCCCCUUCCACCGAGACGGGGGAGUUCUUGGCAAAAGCUUUGGGGGAUCUGUCGCAACAGGAGGAGAGAACGAUGCUGGAAAGGAUGGGGAAUGAAGAUGGCAAACCCUGGGACCUGAGCGAAGCUCCCGAGAAAUACGUAGAGAUCCUGAAAAAAGCAAUCAUCGGUAUAGAAAUCACCCUCACCAAACUCGAAGGCCGGUUCAAGCUGAGCCAAGAAAAGGCUGGCGGGGAUUGGCAAGGUGUUGUGGAAGGGUUUCGAGCGAUGGGUACGGGGGAGGGGGAUGUUAUGGCGGAUAUGAUUAAGGAGAGGGGACCGGUGUGAAGAACAAGGGAUUAAUGGAUCGGACGUGGGAAGAGAGCAUUGGACCAAGAUCGUUAAUCGGUGUAGGUACCGCUCCCGGCCAGAUCCCGGUCUAGCCUCCCAAAUAGAGUCGAUAUGUUGGAUAGAAAUGACAUGCACAAGUACCGACAUA
This is a messenger RNA of Cryptococcus amylolentus CBS 6039, 977 nucleotides long. RefSeq lists its product as hypothetical. NCBI's taxonomy places the organism in Eukaryota, Fungi, Basidiomycota, Tremellomycetes, Tremellales, Cryptococcaceae. The record is from RefSeq and is a predicted model, not a curated record. Bases 68 to 826 code for a protein of 252 amino acids. The transcript is spliced from 2 exons.